This is a messenger RNA of Homarus americanus (American lobster), 714 nucleotides long. Its product is annotated as salivary glue protein Sgs-3-like. The record is from RefSeq and is a predicted model, not a curated record. The coding region runs from base 1 to 714 and encodes 237 amino acids. NCBI's taxonomy places the organism in Eukaryota, Metazoa, Arthropoda, Malacostraca, Decapoda, Nephropidae. The transcript has 2 exons.
AUGCGCUCUCCAAAUAUAUACCAUUACCCGUUUUCUUUACUGCGCCGUCUACUUCCGGAACGUGCACUGUGCCGGAAACUCAAGAGACCUACGGAGACUAACUUAGUCAGCAGUAGACCUACGGAGAAUAUCUUAGUCAGUUGUAGACCCACGGAGACUAUCUUAGUCAGCAGUAGACCUACGGAGACUAUCUUAGUCAACAUUAGACCUACGGAGACUAAGGUAGUCAGCAGUAUACCUACGGAGAAUAUCUUAGUCAACAGUAGACACACGGAGACUAUCUUAGUCAACAGUAGACCCACGGAGACUAUCUUAGUCAACAGUAGACACACGGAGACUAUCUUAGUCAACAGUAGACACACGGAGACUAUCUUAGUCAACAGUAGACCUACGGAGACUAAGGUAGUCAGUAGUAGACCUACGGAGAAUAUCUUAGUCAGUAGUAGACCCACGGAGACUAUCUUAGUCAACAGUAGACCCACGGAGGCUAUCUUAGUCAACAGUAGACCCACAGAGACUAUAUUAGUCAGCAGUAGACCUAUGGAGACUAUCUUAGUUAACAGUAGACACACAGAGACUAUCUUAGUCAACAGUAGACCCACGGAGACUAUCUUAGUCAACAGUAGACACACGGAGACUAUCUUAGUCAACAGUAGACCCACGGAGACUAUCUUAGUCAACAGUAGACACACGGAGACUAUGGAGACAAUCUAG